UCCUGUCUGCUUGUAUUUGCUGUUGUGUGUUUCCGUCAUUUCACUUUCAACAUGUUGAAGUUCAGAAGCUCCUCGCUGAGAUCAGCUGCUGUCCUGCUCACACCUGCUGCUGUCCAGCCUCGUGUGCACCUCUCCACUGGCCCCCAACAAACACAAAGAACCUUCUUUGAGUUCCGCACCUACUGCAUCCGUCCAGACCAGUACGCCGCCUUCCUCAAACUGACCAGUGAGAAGAUCCACCUGCGCACCGCCCACUCCGAGCUGAUUGGCUACUGGAGCGUCGAGUAUGGCGGCCUGAACAAGGUCUUCCAUAUAUGGAAGUAUGACAGUUAUUCUCAGCGGGCGGCUGUCCGGGCAGCCUUGGCUCAGGACCCCUCCUGGAUCUCAGAGUACAUCUCUAAGGCAAUACCCAUGCUGGAGUCUCAGGACAACGAGGUCACUUACCUGGUUCCUUGGAGCCACUUGCAGAGGCCACCAAAGGAGGGCGGUGUGUACGAGCUGGUUUCCUUCCAAAUGCGUCCCGGUGGUCCGGCAGUUUGGGGCAACGCCUUCCAGGCUGCUGCCACCGCCCACGAUGCACCGGGGUAUGGCAAGCUGGUGGGGGCUUUCCACAGCGAGUUCGGCCUACUGAACAGAGUUCACGCCCUCUGGUGGUUCGAGAGCGCCGACCAGCGAGCUGAGGUUCGACACAAAGCUCACACUGAUGCCAGAGUGGUAGCUGCAGUCAGGAACAGUGUCCUCCAUCUGGACUCUCAGGAGAAUAAACUCAUGUUUCCUUGUCCCUUCUCUCCGCUGAAGUAACUUCCUGUCCUCCGCUUCCUGUCCUCACACCGUCUCCACGGCAACAGAGACAAACACUAUAAACAUAAACAAGUAAAACUAGUCCUCACCUUGUUGGCUUCUGUAGUCCCGAACCUCCUACACCUGACUGACCCUAAGCACCGCCCCAUUCCCUCGACGAGCCAAUCACAGCUCAGCAUGAACUCUGUAUCGUGCUCUAAUGUUUCAGCUGCAGAAUUUAUUUACGUUUAUAAUGAACUGCGCAGACACGCUGUGUGGACGUUAACACGUGUUGAUGAUCAGAAAAAGGUCUGCCGCCAACAUUACUGAUGUAAGCCAACAUUUGACAUCAUUAAAACAUUUUGAAUUCUGAGUUUGUGUUGAAGACAGAAAGUCUGUGUGUGAGUGACAGCAGCAGCAUCCAAUCAUGUGCCCUGAAUGUUGGAGGCGGGCAGUCUGCCUGCUCAUAAAUGCUGUUAAAAAUACCUGAAUAAUAAACUGAGACAUCGUCCUUUUUGUCAUCACAGUGUUUUCCAUUCAAUCUUUAA
This is a messenger RNA of Chelmon rostratus (copperband butterflyfish), 1328 nucleotides long. RefSeq names its product nipsnap homolog 3A (C. elegans) (gene nipsnap3a). The record is from RefSeq and is a predicted model, not a curated record. Bases 52 to 801 code for a protein of 249 amino acids. Lineage: Eukaryota; Metazoa; Chordata; Actinopteri; Chaetodontiformes; Chaetodontidae. The transcript is spliced from 6 exons. Gene Ontology annotation, cellular component: mitochondrion.